UGUAGGCAGGAGUGGCAGUGGUGGCAAUAGAUUUAUGAUUAAUUACCGUGUGUAGUGAUGUGGUAGUACUGUCAUAGAGUGUCGGUGAUAGUGGUUCAAAGUAUAAUCUUUUGUUUAUUUUGUGUAUUUAACGAAAAUGGACAGAAAAAAAUCAGUAAAUCCUGAUCUCAUUAAAGAGAGAGAAAAAUGUACAUUCAAUACUCUAGAACUGACACACUUACUGGAUGGCAGUGCUACAAAAACAGAGGAGAGACACAGUAGAGAAAAAUUUUUCCUCGAAGACCCGGAGCUACAAUCGAACGUCCCACUGGAGUAUUUAAGUCACAAGGAGAAAUAUGAAGAUGCCGUACGAAAAGCUUGUAUUAUUUUCCGAAAAGUACAAGAGCUCCAGAACCAAGGCAAAGGCGGUAUGGACAAUUUCAGAGAAAUUUUGGGUGGUCAGCUAGGCUCUGCCAUUUUAAAAGACGGCAAUCCAUUGACGCUGCACUAUGUUAUGUUUAUCCCGACGCUGAUGGGACAGGGAACGUUUGACCAACAAGCCGAAUGGAUCCAAAGGGCAUGGAAUUGUGAUAUUAUAGGAACUUACGCACAAACUGAAUUAGGUCAUGGCACAUUUAUCAGAGGUCUUGAAACCACAGCCACCUACGAUCCCGCGACAGAGGAAUUUGUUUUGCACAGUCCAACCCUCACUUCGUACAAAUGGUGGCCGGGAGGAUUGGGCCAUUCCGCGAAUUACGCAGUUGUGGUGGCCCAACUGUACACAAAAGGCACUUGCCACGGAAUCCACCCUUUUAUAGUCCAGCUUCGUGAUGAGGAAACGCACGAGCCUUUACCAGGCAUUAAAAUCGGAGAAAUUGGCUGCAAACUUGGCAUGAACAGUACCAACAACGGCUACCUGGGUUUUGACAACGUCAGAAUACCCAGGAUUAACAUGUUAAUGAAAAAUAGUCAAGUUUUACCUGAUGGCACUUACGUUAAAUCGCCCAGUAGUAAGCUAACUUACGGAACAAUGAUUUUCGUCCGAGUUGUGAUAGUACAGGAUGCCGCACACUACUUGCGAAAGGCUGUAACCAUAGCAACACGCUACAGCGCCGUUCGCCACCAAUCACAAAUCAAACCCGAUGCACCCGAGCCCCAAAUAAUCGAUUUCGUGACGCAACAGUAUAAGUUAUUCCCGCACAUCGCCACUUAUUUUGCAUUCCAGUAUAGUGCCUCUUGGCUGUGGGACAUUUACAACAAUGUCACCAACGAGCUGGAGUCCGGUCAGCUCGAGAGUUUGCCUGAACUCCACGCUAUUGCCUGUUGCCUUAAAGCUGUGAGCAGUGCCGAUGCAGCCCAGGGUGUGGAAAUUUGCCGGUUGGCCUGUGGGGGCCACGGCUACAUGACCUCGUCCAACCUGCCCUCAACUUACGGCCUAGUGACGGCAAUGUGCACUUACGAGGGCGAAAACACCGUACUUCUGUUGCAAACAUCACGUUUUCUUAUAAAGUCGUGGCAGAAUCGUAACAAAUUGGAUAAGUUGGCGACUGUGGCGUACUUGGGCCGCAAAAUGAGCAAAAGUAACCCGUUUGAAAAGUCAGUUGAGUGGAUUAUACACGCACUGCAGCAAACUGCGGCAAGUAAAAUUGAACUGGCAAAUAACCGUAUAAAUGCCCGGGUGCGCAAUGGAAAGUCGUACGAAGAUGCCUGGAAUGAAACUUCGAUUGAGUUGGUGGCGGCUGCCGAAGCUCACUGUCGGUGUUUUAUUGUUACAACGUUUUACAACACUGUUAACGGUUUGAACGUCUCUAAAGAGCUCAAAACUGUUCUGGUACAACUUUUGAACUUGUAUGGCGUUUAUACGGCCCUUAGAUUAACAGGGGAUCUUUUUAGAUUCACGAAUAUCACCGGACAAGAUGUGGAGACACUCCAGGACUGGCUGGAAGAACUCUUGGCCCUUAUACGCCCCAAUGCAGUGGGAAUAGUUGAUAGUUUUGACAUUCGUGACGAAGUUCUAGGGUCUACCUUGGGAGCUUAUGACGGAAACGUGUACGAAAGACUGUAUGAAGAAGCAUCCAAAAGUCCACUCAAUUCCGAGCCAGUUAACAAGUCAUUCAAAUCGUACUUAAAACCUUUCAUGAAAUCGAACUUGUAAAUUUUGAAAAAAUAUUUAGGAUAGCUUUGGAAUAGGGGACCAGCGGUAGUUAAUUGUAUGAACAAAGUCAAAGUUGUGAUUGGUGUUUGUCUUGUAAAAAUGUUGAGAGUCAUUAUGUUUGUUAAUAAAAAAUUAAACAUUGAAA
Tribolium castaneum (red flour beetle) is the source of this 2279-nucleotide messenger RNA. RefSeq names its product acyl-CoA oxidase 1 (gene ACOX1). Gene Ontology annotation, biological process: fatty acid beta-oxidation using acyl-CoA oxidase; lipid homeostasis. The coding region runs from base 137 to 2134 and encodes 665 amino acids. NCBI's taxonomy places the organism in Eukaryota, Metazoa, Arthropoda, Insecta, Coleoptera, Tenebrionidae. The record is from RefSeq and is a predicted model, not a curated record. The transcript is spliced from 10 exons. Gene Ontology annotation, molecular function: fatty acid binding; acyl-CoA oxidase activity; FAD binding. Gene Ontology annotation, cellular component: peroxisome.